Owenia fusiformis is the source of this 7086-nucleotide messenger RNA. The record is from the annotation of a GenBank genome assembly. Lineage: Eukaryota; Metazoa; Annelida; Polychaeta; Sabellida; Oweniidae.
CUGGAAACUAUCACCGCCAUGUUUUAUCACCAAAACAUUCCCUUUUGAAUAGGUUUGAAAUAUUUCAUUUGAAGUGAUUUUAUUGAAUAACACCUUAUUGUCUUUGAUCUGGACUAAGGGAAACUAUCGAUAAGCAUGUAGUGAAUAAAAAUAUGAACACAACCUGGAGAAAAAAAUGCAUUACAACCAGAAAAACAACUGUAAGUGCUCGCUCUAAACAAGUGCCACAUUUUUAUUCACAUGAUCAGAUAUAGGCAAGUGGAUCAAAAGGAUAUCGGCAUUUGCAUGAAGAUUACUUAGUUCUUGUAACUAAAAUCUACAAUUGAACAUUUGAAGAAGUCAUUGUCAGAUUUACAGACAACAGUGUGCACAUCCAUCCAUGACUUUCACCUACUGAUAAGGUUGCGGAGCGGAUGCACUAAUACUACCUCCUUGCGACACCUUUGUCCAUCAGGUUAUUGGCUAGAGACGCAAGUAACAAUGCACUGUAAGCAUGGGGUUUUAUUGAAGGUCCAUAUGGGAUAUUACUUAUGACAAUGUGUGUUUUUACAGAAGUGACAACAGAAUAGUCAGUUGUGUACAAGAUGAAUGCAUGCAUCGUUUGUGUUGCACUUUUGUGCACUUUUGCACUAACGUUUUGUACAGCCGUUCCCAUGAGUAAUCAGCCAAUCGUUUCGUUAGAUUACAAUGUCGAACAUCCAAAUUAUACAAUUAAUGGAUAUCAAUCUGCAUUUUGGGAGGAUGACAUAACACUGACCCUUGAGGCACAUAUUGAUGUUAACACUAUAUUAGAUGAUCCAGCGCAUUUAACAUUGAUCAUAAUGGUACCACAUAAGGAAAUCAAUACAACAGCAACAAGGAACGUAUGGACAUAUGUCAAUGAGUCUGGAUUGUACAAUGAAUCUGGAUGGUUCAAUCAUACUAAAACAGGAUGGUACAAUGAGUCUGGCUUCUACAAUGAAUCAGGAUGGUUUGAUCAUUCAGAAUCAGGAUGGUACAAUGAAUCUGGAUUUGACAAUGAAUUUGGAUCAGGAUGGUACAAUGAAUCAGGGUGGUACAAUUAUACAGAACCGUACAAUGUCACAGAAACAAAGUUCUACAUUAUGGAAAACCUCCUAAAUAGUACCAUAGAACAGAGUGAUUUUUACUACGAUAUGAAUGAAUUCCAAGUUGGAUCAAUGCAUGUUGACACAAGUCCACUGUUUGAAUAUCCAUAUGGCUCUCAUAUCUUUGUACAUUUUAAUGAUAUUGUAUAUACUGGCCUUGAAGUCCCACCAAAUGCACCUGAGAAUGAAAAAUAUGCAACACUAUUGACUGAAUUCACAUUCUCUUUCAAACACUGGGAAAGUGAUAUCGGUGAUCAAGCUUGGUCUACUGAAGUCCCGACCAAUGCUCUGUUGGUUAACCUGACGGCUGAUGCAGUUUUACAUAAUAUUUCAUUCUCAGGAAGUAAUGAUACUGAAGAUGGUGUCGAUCUUUGGAGACCGUUCAAUGGUUCUAGUGAUGAACCCAUGUAUAACAUGACUGAUGUUUGGGGAUUCGAUACUGCAGACCUUAACAUCCUACUCUCGAGACCAUCGUUGUAUAUGCAUGAGACAAACAACAAGUCUGUGAACCUAGAGGUAGGAGAUGUUGUCCGUGUGGUCUUCAAAUUGGAAAGGAAUGCUGCACUUGAUGACGGCAGCGAUAUUCUCAAUCUGGAGUGUGAAUACUUCCUAGUUGACGGAACAACAAAACUGCCUUCUGGAAAUGAGAUAUCGAUAUUACCUGACCACGUUGCAACACUUUAUAGCAACACUGGUGUGCAAACUAGUCUGACCACAUCUGUACAGGGUGAUCCCUUCAAGACCAUUACAUUCUCAAUGGAUACUUUGGGUAGAGCAUUAACCAGCACUGACAACAGAAUUGAGCUAGAGAUGCUAGUACAGAUGGAGAAUAACAUGAAGUUGUCAUAUUAUGAUUAUGCGAUUGUUGCACAAUGCAGCGGGAAUCCUGUAAAUAAACCUGAUGAAGUUUUGUUUAUGAAUGAACAAUUGCAUUUACAAACUAUUGGCCUCCCUGCUGACUCCCUGCAACUGAACAGUAGCCUAGGAGGUAACCAGGGUAUCGGGGAGGUUGUCACCGUAGAAACCAGAAUCAACAUGCCAUUUGGAAUGUUGAGUGACUUUAGCAUCGAUAUAGAAUUUAAAUCUGAUAUAAGCCCAGUGCCUAUAUCGAUGUUAUCAGGUCAGCUAGAUGCUCCUAGUUACAUAGUGAUGUCCAACCCUAACAAAAAAGACAUUACUGGAGGUGGUUUUGAAGAAAUUUCCUCAAGGAAACGUCGUGCAGUAGCCCUAAACAAUGGAUACACAUUGAAAAAUUGGUAUAUCGGUGAAAUUACAAACCCAAAGUCCAGUGGAAAUAAUGCAGCACCACUCAAAUUUACAGUGAGCUAUGUGAUUCCCCACACAUAUAGUGGAAAUGAUGGGGGCAUUCAAGUCUCUGGUAUCGCCAAGCUCCCGUCAGGACCCGUCAUAUUUGCCUCUGGUAACAGCACAUUUGGCACGCCACAAUUGGAGAUCUUCAAAACAAUGCAGGUGGUUGACAAUACAACCGUUCCACAUACAGUUCGCUUCAAUGUGACUGUAUCCCACGCGGCAACCACCACAGCACCCGCCUAUGACAUCACAAUUUACGAUGCUGCAGAUGAAUUUGACAUAUUUUUCUAUAAAGACUUCCAGCCAGGCCUGGGGACCCCUGGGCUGAGAAUCACUAACAAAGACAAAGCCAUCGCCUAUGAGCUUACUAAACUUGAUGUUGGAGCGGAAAUGUUUCUAUCAUAUGAAGCCAUACCUAGUGGGGAUGGCAGGGACCUGGUGGAAUUCGUGAAGUACUACAAUGCAUCAUUCGUAUUCAGGAGUGCCAAACCAAGCACUUAUGGGAAUGGAAAUGUAUACACUCCUUCCCUGAAAGGGCCACUGAUUAGUCCUGUAUGUGUCAACACUACGAUGAAUGAACUCUCAAAUUUGUUCCUGAACCAUGGCUUCACUGCGCUCUUGAUUUGUGUUGGUGUUCUGGUUGGAUUUGUUUUGACAAUUGUUGUCAUAGUGAUCAUCAUGAGGUUCAUGAAACAAGGACUAUUUGCUGAUGUCAGACCAGCCUCUGCCAUAGAUAACCGAGUGAGACAGGCUGGAGGUAGGGGUCUAAUCAUGGAUCCUGAGGCCCUUGGUAAAGGGGGGUACACCAUCCAAAGUGGGGGCAUGGUUGGUGCAGCAGAUAGUAUUAUCAUUAUUAUCACUAUGAAAGACAAGCUACAAUGCCAGCGGGAAUUAGAUAAUCUUGACAUUCAAGAGACCAUAGAAAUUGACCAAGAUAUAGAGAAAGAGCGCAACAAUGCUACGAAGGAAGCCACCGUCCUGUUGGUCCAAAGUAUGCGUCAAAACAAUGACAUAACCAAGCAGACGGAAGAUAAAUGCCUCAACAAUUUCCAGAAAGUCGUCAAAGAUCUGGAGAAGAGAAUGGAAAGCGAAUAUAAGACUCAAAUCCAAGAUUCUAUCAAAUUGUACAGCAUAAAAAACAAGGAGAGGAUGACAGAGUUGCUGUUGAAGCAGGAGAAAGAGCUGAAGGGACUCAGGUACAAUGCUACAAGUGCCCAAAUGGAUGAGAAGGAACUGAUGGAGCUGACAGUUCUCAUACAACAACAGCAUGAAACAGAGCAGAAUGAACUGAAGUGCAGACUGAAACUUGAACAGGAUGAAGAUCUGGAGAAACUCAGGAAGGAGCAUGUGAUAAGACACAGAAUGGCUCUGAAAGAAUCACAGCAACAACUUCUAAAAGAUGUUAUCGAUGACGGUAAACUGGUGGAAGAACAAGCUGAUUGGUUAAUAAAAGAGCACAUGAAAAACCAAAGUAACCUCGAGACUUUAUACGAUGAUGAGAUCUCUAAACAGAGGAUGGCCCUGGAGGAAAAAUUAGCAAGACGUCGGGCACUUGCUGCAAUACAUGAGCAGAAUGAUGAUAAUGAGAGUGAUCUGUUGAAUACACUGGCCUCACAGCAACUCAAGACUAUACAGAAAGCAAAAAAAGAGAGCAGUAUCACUCAGGAAGAAGCUGAGCGCCUCAUGGAACAAGUGAAGGAUGACAUGAUGAAGGCAAAGGAAGGUCAUGAUAAAGAACGCGAAAAACAGGAGGCAGCUUUACAAAAGACACUCACUGAACGCAAGAAAAAGCGCAUGAAUGACUUGAAAAAGCAGCACCAACUAGAGAGAGAUAAUUUCCAGAGAGAACACAAGAACACAAGCUCCAUUGGAACAGACACCAUAGAUCUAAUAGUGAAGAAGCAGCAAAUGUUCUCGUGCCAGCGUGCAGAGAUGAAUGACCUUGAGAAUACGAUAGAUACAGAACAAGCAGAAGACCUCUCCAAGGUCAAUAAAACCAUUACUAAGGACACAGAAGACAAUCUCAAAGACACUAGAGGACAAUUACUAGAUAAAUUAAAAAAAGAAGGAGUGAGUCAGGAUCAGUUGAAGAAGAUCCUUGCCAAACAUGAGAAAGAAGUGACAGCUCUGAAGGUUGCUCAAGAAGAAGAGAAGAAUCAGCAAGAGAUCAACUUCCGAAAAAAACUUGCCAAACAACGUAAAGCGUGGAGUGAGCGCAAAGAACAAGAGAGAUUAGAUCAGGAGAGACUCAGGGAGCAUGAGGAACAUGUUGUACAUAAAUUGAUAGCUAGUCAGUCAGCGAUGUCUGAGGAGGAGCGAGAGAGGAUCUUAAAGGAACAUGAGAAGCAGAUGGUGAAACUUGAGAACAGCCUCACACUCAAUAAACUACAGCAAAAGAGGAAAUUUGAGGAGAAAUUAGCUCAAAAACGUGAGGCACAUAUGCAGAAACUUGAGAAAAAACAGAAUCUGGAGAAAAAGAAACAGGAAAAGUCUCAGGCCAAAGAUUCAGAUGCUGAAGAAGAUGAAAAGCAUACUGCCCAAAUAGAGUUGAUGAAGAAGCAUGCUAAACAGAAGAUUGCUGUUCUUGAAGGAGAGAAACUCAAACUAGAUGAUGAACUGGAGGAGAUCCGGGUUGAGAUGAUGCAGGAGCGUGCUAUGGCCUUGAAGUCCCAGGAAGAACGAUUAGGUGCCCUAAUGGCCACUCUUCAAAUGGAAAAAGCGAAGGAGAUGGUUAAGAUAGAAGAACAACAGAAGGCUAUACAUAACCUCAAGUCUAAUCUAAUGGAUGACCUGAAUGAGAGAGGUGUCUUGUCCGACCCAGAAUGCCAAAGAGUAAUUGAGACUCACCAGAAAAACCAGGAAGUGUUACAAGAGAAACUGGAGGCACAGAGACUCAAACAAGAGAAGUUGCUGAGAAAGAGGAUGUCCGAGCGCCUGAUGUCCAGGGAGGCCACAAUGGUUCAGACGCAAGAGAGAGAACUUUCCAACCUUUUAGACUCAUGUAGGAGCAAAUCUGCAGCCAGAAUCAAGCGUGCCAUGCUGGUACAUAAACAUACACUGCAGAUGGAGCAAUUUAGGAACCGCAUGGAGAAGGAAUUGAGUCAGACAGUAGAGGACAUGAGGAGACAGAACAAAGCACGACGCCUACAGGUCAUGCAAGAACAGGAAAUGCAAUUCAUGUCUGGUUUGAUCCGACUAGGCAAACUAAAAGUUGGUGAACUUCUGAAUGUGCUAGGAAUGCUGUUUCCCCGUAAGUCUGGGGAGGAGUUAGAUGAAAUGAUCAGAGUCCUCUUUGAUGGAGAUGCUCCACCUCCUGAGGACAAUGACACCAUAGACAGUGAGACUGACAUGCUAAACCAAAGCACACUUGGUGAUAGAAUAAGAGCUGUGAAACUCUCAGAAGCCAAAUCAACACCCAACUCAUCUAGACGCAGUAGUUUGAAUGAUUAUGUGAUGGACCUGGAUGACCUGAGGCCAAUGUCUCGCAAAGGGCGAGCUCUGAAACAGUUGACAUUAUGGGAUAGAGAGGAUAAGCAUAAAAAGAAGAAGAAAGGCCAUGCACUUGCUUCAUUGAAAUCUAAACAGUACAAUAAUGAUGAAGAUGCCUUUGAUGCUACUAAGGGGUCUUCACUACCUCCUCUAGGCUAUAAGAAACUUUCAGAAAGACCAGAUCCACUUGGUCGUAGUGAGACCCCUGAGGACUAUGACGAUGACAAUGGCGCUCCAAGGAGACUUCGACCAAUCAGUGGCAAGAAGAAAAAGAAGAAGGUAACAGAACUCUGAGGAGUUUCGAGGAAAUGUAGUCAUAAUAAUCUACCUUGUUAAUUAUAGUGCAUUGUCUCUGGAAAAAUAGCAUAAUAACAGCCCAUGGUCCAUCUUAAAGAGAGACAUAAUGAUCUACAAAAUACAAUGAAAUGGCUGGGAACAUAUUAUUGUUGAUAUAUAGUAUAAGUAACUAAAAAUGUACAUGAAUUGAUAGUGAUAGUAAUGAAAUUUAAUUUCCUUACUAACAAUGCAGUUCUGGAAGGAUUAAUGUUACAGUUAACAGAUAAAACCCGCAUGGCUGCCAACUGCAUGCCAUAUUGAACUGUUCUAGUACUAGGCACCACCUGUAUCUGAGAUACAACCAUUGUGCAAAAUACUUUUGAACUGUGAUUUAGUAAAGGAUAGUAAGAAUUGGGCAUGUUGUCUCUUAACAUAAAUAUUGUGAGAAAGGUUUUUAACAAUUUUCCUCUGAGAUGGAUGUGCAUAGUAUAUUUAGAAUAUAAUACUCAGAGUUUUAUGUUAUCCUGAAUGUCGAUAAUGAUGUUUUUAUAAAUGCACAUUUUAUAGACCAAUUGUAUUGUAAAUAAGGUCAUUAGACCUAAACAUGCCUUGUAGGGCAUGUAUGUUGACAAUCUGUGAUAUCUUAUAACUUACCACUUAUAACUUAAACCACAGGGUACCCCAAAAAGUUGGUCACACGUAUUCUAAAUGAAAACAACAAAUCGCAUCAAUGUGAAAAUAUGGGAACUGUUCAUGCAUUAACUAUAACACAUCUUUCCCAAUGAGUCUAUCAUGGAUGGAAAAAGUUAUUUUGGAAUAUUCUGGCCCACUGUUUGUCAGUUACCCACGAUUAUAUUUUGUUAAUGUGGUAUUUAAGUCAGAAAAGAUAAUGUGGUAUUAUAGU